ACGAGCAAUGACAGGGUGAUUCUGAUAGAAUCGCUUGAAUAAUUGCGUCGAAAUGGUUGUACAAUGCUGCUACGCUCUCGUGAUGUGCUACGCCACCGUGAGUGAGGUAGAUGAAACUCGAAAGACGCGCGCGAUUCGCAGUUGGCAGGCCUGUUGCUCCAAGUCUCGCGCUCGCGACGACACGGUCGCGAAAGAGAGACGGUAGUAUUCGGUCUACACAUUUAACCAUCGCAUAUCCGAUUCACCGUGUGAGGCCCCGUUGCAAGUCGGGUAACCGAAAUGUACGUACGUCGUGUUCCGCGAACGACGUAGCGCCUUCGAGACGUCGUUGUCGCCGAGCACGGCCUAGUUCGGCUCGGAGUCCUCUCGUCUCGCGAUUGUAUCGAGGCGUAUCUGGCGGCCUCCCGAGUGGUGUGCGUUUCGCGGCGGGAUACGGCGGGAUACGGCGAGAGGGACAGGGAGUGAGUGAGUGCGCGCGCGCGCGCACUCUCUCUCGUGUGUGCUCGCGCCUUCCACCGUCGCGUUCCUGGGACGACGCUCGCCGACUUCCCGACUCGCGCCGAGUGUAUGCGCGAACGUGUUGGUGUUGUUUAGCCGGCGGUGCGCCUGAUACGAACCUAGAGCUGCGUGUGAGAAGCGAGAUAUCGAAGGAGAGAUCGCUCGUCACGCGACUCGCGCGGGCUAAGAUGCCCGACUUAGCUGCUGCCAGCAACGUCAGCAUCGAGGCAGCUAGACCGCACCGAGGCACUCGGGCCGUGCGUACUCCGUUUUUCGCCAGCGCGCCGUAGGUCCGUUCGCGUCCUCGACUUGACACUCGUACCGCGGCACUCGCUCUCGAGAGCAGUGUUAUUUUUAUGGUUGUCGCCAGGGAGCAUGCUUGGGAUUCCGGAGGGACAUUCGCUUGAGAUACGACGAAACGCUUGGACGAACGUACAGUAAUAGUUUCGACAAGUUUCAGUGUCUUACGGAACCUUGCAACGAUUCAUCACUAGUGACGCAAGAUCCUACGGUGUAUCUCGUAGUUGUUGCACUUGGAGAAUAAUCUCAUUAUUCUCAAGCAGAAACAGUCUGACGCUGCAUUUGCUCGCAUUACUCAUCUGUACAUGGUUUUAAAGCAUACCAGUCCUAGGCAGUCGCCAAUGUUUUCCUAGGAGAACGGAUUCGACAGAGCUCUCUUGGUUCUUACCAAUGUCAAUUUUAUAAGAGAAUAGAGUCAAAUACUCUGCCAAGAUGUGCGAACAAACAGAAAUCAAUUACCUGGAUGGAGAUGUUGUUUGGGUCAAGUUGGGAGCGUGCUGGUGGCCUGGUCAAGUCAUCGGACUCAAUAAUUUGCCAGAAGAUGUACAAACUGAAUUUCGAAAGAAACCGUUAAUAGCUGCUGUCAAAUUUUUUCAAGAAGACACCUAUGAAUUUGUGAAAAAUUACCAGCAGAUCUACAAAUACAAUUGUACGCUUAAAGAUGAAUUUAUCAAAAAGGGUAUGGAUAAAUAUAGGACCAAGAGUAAAGACGGUGCCAGUUAUAUGGACAAGUUCCCAGGCGACGUGGAGAUGGCGGAGAAGUUAACGGGAGGAGAUCCUGCUAUAUUGAACCAGGAGAAAUUUUGUCCUGAGGAGAAACCGGAUAUCUCAGCUUUGUUCGGUGAGAAGAAAAUUCCGAAAAAGAAACGCGAUCGCGAGGAGGGACAUAGGCGGAGCGAUGGCAUGGAGAUGGCGAAGAAGAUUACGCACCCGCGCUUUUUACGUGGCGAGAGCGAUCACGAGGUCCGCAUUCGUCAGCAACCCAACAGUUUACCGUCGACUCCGACUAACGUAGGUUCCCCGGUUUAUCGCUGUCACUUCUGCGAGUUCACUUCCUCGCGCGUUAACGUUAUCAUUUGUCACAUAAAAAGUCAUCGAUCCGGUGACUCGCCAAUACCACAGUUAAAGGUAAAAAUGUACUCUCCGUCACGUGGUAGAAUUUCCGAAACAAGCACGCCGAAACGAAAGUACGUGAAGAAAGAUAAAAGCCAAUCGAGUAAAAAGAAGACGGAGAAUAAGCUGGAAUCGGUCAAACGGAAGCACUCGAAACCGAGCGACAAGUCCAAUAAGAAGAAGAAGACCGAUCCGGAAUUGCGGGAGAAGUUGUUGGCCGAUUGGGAUGACGAAUCGGACGAAGAAACGAACGUUGAUGCAAGUAAUUCCCUUAAUAGCAGGUUGAGCAAUUUGCCCACAGAGAAUCUGUCGAGCGGCGAUGAUGUCGGUAACAAGGAUUACAGUGAAAAGAAUGCUGGUGCUGCGGAGAAUAACGAGAUUAUAGCAGAAACGGAGAAACUACUUAAGGAAACCGAACAGUUGUCCUCAAUCCACAUGAUGCGGGAUUCAUUGGACAGCUUGCAUACCUCGAAGAAACAGUUUAAUUUCGACAAAAAGUCCGACUUUGAGAAUUCCGGAAAGGUUGCUACCAAGGCUGAUGGCAGAUCUAAUGAAACGCCAAACAAGUCGCAAAAGAGAGACACCUCGAGUUCCGAUAGUGAGAGCAAACACGUUUCCGAUAAAGAUGACAAAAAGUCGCGGCUGUCAUGCUUCGAUUUCGAUGAGGAUGAUUUGAGCGAGCCGUCUAUACCGCCUGUACGAAAAAUUCCCAGAGUUUUCGGCGAGAAGAAUUUGAAAAAGGAAAUUAUCAAGGAAUUCGAAAUGAGUCAAGCUCUGAAAAAUGAAAUUAAAAGAGAAGCCGACAAAGUAUCCGAAUUGGGUAAAAAUGUGGAAUUAAAAGCUGAGGAAAUAAUGGAAAUAAUACAAGGUAGGGACACUCGAGAGAAGGAAGACAAAGUAGACAAAAAGCGUAAUGAGAGUGUACAAGAAAAAACAAAAAUGAAACGAUCUGAUGAAGUUAAAAAGGAAGAAAAGAAAAGUACGCGAUCCGAGAGUAAACAAAAGUCAAAUGUUAACACUCGCGAAACGGAGCUAGAGAUUGCGAAGAUACUUGAAACUGAGAAGAGAGAUGGUGACACUGCUCAUUCUUCGAAUGCUGCAAAGGGCCUGGAAAGGAAGUCGAAGACUAUGUCCGAUGUAUCGGUAAAAAGAGAUGAAACAAGUGUCAAGUCCAGCGAUGAAAAAUUACAGUCUGAGAAAACUGAUUCGGAGGAUGCGAUCGCGGAAUCUAAUGACAAUGCUUCGAUGAAAGAAGCAGACGACACUUUGUCGGAACGAUUUACCACGGAAACGGAGGAUGAGACCGUGUCCGAAUCCGCAGAGACUUUGCCUGAACAAAGCGAAACUUCAGAUGUCGACUUGUUAGACCGAAGUAUCGAUAGUUCCUCGGGUCAGACGCUAGUUAAAAGAGGAAGAGGGCGACCGCGUAAGAACGCGAGAUCGGCUAGCAAGAAUACCCGUAUGGACAAAACUCCAAAGACUAAAGCCAGCAGAGGCAACAAGAGAAUUCGCACGAGCGGAAGGAUUGAGAUGGAACGAAAGACUUCCGAUUCCGACACAGACCGUUCGUAUAGCGGUAGGAGACGCAAGCCAAACAAGAAGUACUUGGAAUCCGGCAUAUACGUUCAAGAUCCUGAUUAUAGAGCGUUUAGGACUGACGAGAGCCAAUCUGAGAGUGAGACUAAAGCUUCCGAAAGAACCACGAGCAAAUCUAGAAGAGGUAGACGUUCCAAGGUUGACAAGAAGAGCAACGAACUCAUCGCUCAGAUGGAUAAGCAAGAGAUAGAAGUAUCCGAUCAAACGUCAACUGUUGCUGAAAACAAUGUUAGCUUCUUAUCGAUUGAUAUAAAAAGCAAAUCACCCGAGGGUAAAAAGGAGAUCUUUUCCGAAGGAGAAGAGAGGAAAACAGUAGAGGUAAAGCGCGAUAUACUCGAGGAACGAGUCAAAUCUUCGGAUCAAGUAGCUACUGUAAAAGUUGAUACGGAUGUGUCUUUGAAAGAUGUAGAAAUGACAACGUCGUGCCAGAAGUCAGAAGCUACGGAUAAAAUAGGGACAGCAGAACUUGGUAUGGAUAAAACUGUGAAGAAAUUAUUUGAAACUGAGAGGAAAGAAGAUUUGUCAAAGCAACGUAAAGAUAUCGAAGAUUACGUCGAGAAGCCGUCGAUAGUACAGCAAACUGAAGAUACUGCCGAUAAGGCAGGUGACAUGCAAGAUGCCCUGAAAACGAACGUGGAUAUACUGCCACCAAAAAAGUCUCAGAUAAAAAAAUUUGAAUUGUCACAAAUAGAUUUUUUGGAUGCAAAUGUUCAAGGUAAUAAGAGCGCGGAAACUGAACCUGUAUCUGAACUUCAAUUUGAAACUAAAUCUGAACUUGAACCCAAGCCCAAGUCUGAGAGCGCGAUAACUGAGCCCGAGUCCGAGGCUCAACGUAAAGUUGAAUCUGAAUUCGGGGCUCAGCCCGACUCUCGGAAUGCCGUUGAAGAGAAAGUGAAGAAAGAAGAUGAGACCAAGACGGCGGUGAGCACGGUAACGGACGAAAAAAUUGGUAUAAUUUCCGGUGAGAAAACCGAGAACGAGCAGCGAAAUAGCCUGAAGAGUUCUGAGCUGCAGACAAAACUAGUCGAAUCACACGUAAAAGAGCAAGAGACGCAAUCGACGGAGCAAGUACCGCCGGAUGUCAAUCAGGAUGUUAAAUUAAAGUCGCCGAAAAAAUCAUCUGACGCAGACGUCGCGAGAAACACAUCAAAAAGUCCAACGAAAACGUUAGUCGAACAACAAUCGACACCUAGGAAAUCUUCGAUACAAACGCGAUACAAAGGAAGAUUUACACCAGAAACAGGUAAAGGGAGAAAAGACAAGGAUUUAUUUUUGGAAGAGAGACCAGCCAAUACAUUCCAGGAGGCUUUCUUAAAGACUUUACAAAUGGACAAGAAGAAGGUUAUAGUUGAAAACGUUGAGGUAUCGCCUAAAGGGAAAAAGGAGAAGAAGGCGAUCAAGCGGAAGGUUGAAGAGAUCGAUGCGAGUAUUGCUGGUGCAGCUGCACAAAGUAAAAAAAUUGACACUGUGAACGAAGAUUUGGAGAUCUCGGAAAAUAUUCAAAUCGGAGAAAAUGUCCCGGUUGUGAGCGAGGUUGAGAAUGUUGAGGUUGUUGUCGAAGAAAAGAGUGAGAUUGACACUAAAAUUGGAGUUGGUAUACUCGAGUCUGACGGUCAUCAACUUGGGUCGUCGUCCAGCGAAUUUGUUAGUGUGUCUAAACCAUUGCUUCAAUCGGAAACACUUCCCAACUCGGAAAAUAACGCCAAGAGUGUCUCCAGUGUCAAAAAAUUGGAUGACAUUUCGAAAAUGUUGACAGCAGCCACGUCACCUUUAUCGUCUGACAUCAGUGUACCGGUAAAAAAGCGUGAAAUGCCGCGAAUAAUAGAAAGUGUAACAUUGACUGAGCCGGUCCAAAUUCUGAAGACAAAGUCGCACGAUAAGAUACCACAGAAAGGAGUGAAGCACAAGCUGGAAGUGGACGCUGUGAAAAAGAGCGAUCAAAAGAGCGGUCCCAAGGCAAAAAUAAUAAAAAUAGAGACUUUACCAUCGAAUAGCAAGGUGAAAACUGCUAUAAAAUCCAGCCCGCACAUGACUCUGACGAAAAAGCUUCAAGUAUUAAAGACAGAGGAGACAGAAGCGCUUCUGGAGGCACAGAGUAAGGAACAAGGCUCAGCCACAUCCACGCAGACUGUCGUGACCACGCCGGUAAGAGAGAAAUACGUGCAACAAAGUGCUCAAAGUCUCGCGGACAUGGAACUGGACAUUAACUCGAUGCCGUUCGUCCUCAGCGAGGACGUGCUGACGCCAGAGAGCAUCGAACAAAUGCCCGUCGUUAUAUCUUCCAUUAUACCAGCUUCCAGCUCGAUCCCAGCCACGCUCUCCUUUACUCCGACCACGCAGAUAGUGUCGCCCACCCAGCAGGCUCAAUUCAAGAUCGCGAACGAGGCUACCUCGGCGGAAACGUCGCCGACAAAGAAGAAGAGCGGUGUGCCAGCGAUAUUGAAGACGAAGAGCAAAGCGAAGCCAACAAUCACGAACGUUAAACCGCUGGUACCACCACUCACCGGUGGUGUGAAGGGUUUGAAAUUUCAGAGCGCUCAACCGGCCGGUAAAACGCCAACCCUAUUGACGCAGAAGGGUGCCACGCCAGGAAAGUAUGUCGUCGUGCAGACGGCGGGUAGCCAACAACUGCGUUACAGCGUUCAAGGCAAGUCUGGCACGCAACAGAAAAUUGCUAUUCCAACUGGCGGCAAAGCGGCAGGCAACGCGCAAGUGAUUCAACAAGGUGGCAAAGUCGUAAUAUUGACGUCGGGACAGUCCUGCCAGACCAAGAUGGUGCCGCUCAAUAUUUCCAAGACUCUGAGCGGCAAAGUACAGAGGAUCGUAACGGGCAAAGGUCAGCUGCUGUGCCCGAUUAGUCCGCAAGGUAAUAUAAUCGCUACUAAGACUCUCAUCACGCCAAAGGCCGAUACCGUCGCUGCCGCUGGCAGCUCACCUACUACCUCCAAAUUGGCCACUAGUAGUCUGAGUAGUCCCAAGAUCAUUAAUACGCAGGGCAUAAUCACGUCCAAGGGCGUGCUUACUCCGAUUUCAGGUACUAUCGCUAAGACAGCAUUAUUGGGCACAUUGUCCCAGGGCAUUCUCACGAAAGAUGGCAUCUAUACCCCGAUCAGCGCUUCGGCUUUGAGCGGAAAGACGAUAAUCGGCUCGAAGGCUCUAGUUACGAAGGGUGGCGCGACUCUCUUGACUUCCCAAGCUCAAAAUCUAAGUGGUACGAAAGCGAUCUUGACACCGGUGUCUCAAACCAUCACCGGUAAAACGAUAUUGGGCACGCAAGCUGUCGUCAGUAACAAAGGUACCAUUCUGACGCCGAUAACCGGGCAACAGGUCAAAGCCAUUGCCGCAAAGAGUCCGGUUAAAGGCGGCAAGGUGCAGUAUCAGCUACAGCAAAAGGCAGUACAGCUGCCGGUACUGCAGCAAAAGUCUCCGCCGAAGAUGUCGAUCGCGGCAGCAGGCUCGCAAACAAAGACGUCCGCGAAAUCAUCAGCGGGCAGCACGAUGAUUCUCCAAAACACUGCCAACGCCGGUGCGGCGUCUCAAAAAACCUUAUCGCAGGGCAAGAAGAUUAUUAAACAAGUGUUGGUACAACCAGGUGCCACCAUUCAGGGCGUCGUUUCGCCGAGCGGUACGCAACAAACGGUAACGAUGGUGCAGCAAAUGCAGCCGAAGAGCAAAGCCGCUGCGUCGCCAACUGUGCAGAAAGUCAUUAUUCCUCGAACCGGCAACCGCCAGGUGAAAAGUCAGCAAAAGCUCGUCGUCCAGAAAGUGCAAGAGCCACUUGUGUCGGCGGUGCAGCAAGCGAAGCAGACGGUCAUCGUGACCGCCGCGACCAUCACAACUGCCACGGCCGCCGUCAGCCCCAUCAGCCCCGUCACCUCCGUUACCUCCUUUACCGCCUCCAAGACGGUCGCCCGGUCGUCGAAACAGACGGCUCUCGCGACUUCGAAACCCUCCGGCAAAUCUCAAGCCCCGAGUAAGGCGCAGAAAAAUCUGUUGAACAUCGCUGUGAACUCAACGAGCACCGCCACCACGUCGAACGUGAAUGUCGCUGCAACUACUUUAUCUUCGUUAGAGUCAUUCGGUGCGGAGAAGAAGGCAAAGCUGGCCGGUCUUCCGGACACCUCCCCACGGAAAGAGCUGGCUAAGGCUGAGAAACUGCAAACUGAAAAGGGCGACGCGGAAAAAGCGGAGGAGCCGAAAGUCGCGGCGCAGCCUCAGAUCAUGGCUCUGCCGACGGAAAGCAGCGAUGGCACGCAAACCUACGUAUUGGUGACGAUAGACGAACAAGGACAGAUACAGCCGCUCGAUAAUAAUGCUCUCAUGUCGUUGGAAGGAACCACGCAGAACCCGGACGGCACGAGAACCUUGUACAUAGAUCCUAGUUCUCUGGGAGAGGCCGGGACACUAGACAACAUUGUUCUUCAGUUCGACAACAGCGUCUUGCCGAAUAUUCAGACGAAUGCGACAGAGGCUAGUCAGGCGGUGAUCGCAAGCGAGAGUUUUCCCGCAACGGAGGUGAUACAAACGUCCAACCAGGACAUCCUGGCGGCUGCUCUCGCUAACACGGACUUUCAGCAGGAGAUCAGUUUGCCGGAGAAUCAAGCGGGCAGCGUAAUGACCCAGACCGGACUGACUCAGACGAGUCUCAUCAAUCAGACGAUACUGCAGUCAACCAUCAUACCACCCACGGAACCGAUAUCUUCGCCCUCGGUGCUGGAGACUUCGCUGACUCUGAAUCAACCGAUUAUGACGCCGCUCGAGGUACCGAGCAAUCUGCCGAUUCAGUCGACGGACUCGACUCCCACGUCGGUGGUCUCCACUAUCCCGUCCUCCCUCGAGCUACCGAUCACUAUUACAAAUCCUAGCAUCUCCUACAUAUCCGCCGCAGGCGAGACACAGAUUCAGAUCCCCGGCAACUCAAUGCCGGACAUCGGUGAGAUUAUGGAGAGUGGCCCGGUAGCGACGGUAACGAGCGGGGAGAUAGCUCGCACCGAGAUUCCCGCGAGUACUCAGUACUUGGUGAUUCCGAAUCUGGAGGAGAAUAUCGCGGCCGCGGAAACGCAGAACGUGCAGAGCGCCGAGAUUGCGCUCGCACCGUCGACCUCGUACACGGUCGCUAUGACAGACGGCAUAGUUUUGGAGAACCCGCAGGUACAAACUACCCCGUCGAUGCCGAUUAUCGACGAUGCAUACGCGGAUAAUUCGCAAUUAGCCACUACGAUCGUUACCGAGCAGACGUUCGUGGCAGAUGUGCCGGUAUCGGAGAUACAGGACAUGACGGUGACGGUUCCGACCUCUCCGCAGAAGCCGAUCACGUCGAUCAACAAAAACGUGGACGAGGAGCAGCCUACGACGUUGCAGGAGGUUUACACUUGUCGGCAAGUUGCCAACACAUCCGAGGAGUUGAUUCUGCAAUCGGCUGACGAAGAUACAGCCUCGAGCACGAUGGAAGUUAUUCCGAGAGAAGAAGUCGUCGAGAUUGGGAAUAAGAAGAGCGAUGCUUCGGCAAACGAAACCACCUUGAUCACGUCCGAAUCUAAUUCGCAAAUAGAAUCGAUACAACAAUUGAGCUUUGAGGUGACAGACUCGAGCGAGCGCAAACUCGCGAGCGAGUCACACGAGGCAAACGCGACGGACAAACUGAAACGGCUGACGGUCUCUGAAGAAGUUGGUGGUAAAGCUACGUUGACGGACCAGCAGGUAGCAGGCACGAACCAAGAGAAGAUUCGAGCAGCAGCGCGAGUUCUGUCGGCCGAAUCUAUGGAGUUGGACGAGGCGGUCAAACCGGAUCUGUUUGCCAGAAGCACGACCGGCAAGCAGGAUGUGGAGGAUUGUCAGAGGGACGAGCCGUCGUCGCAGGAGGAAACGGACAGACGUCGACUGCGCCAGAGCAUGGAACUGCGAUUCGAGGAGGAGGAGGAGGAGACGAUGAUCGUGGAAGCUAGUCAAGAGACGCCUUCGCAGUCUCAGUACGAGCGGUUCAACGUCUCGGUCAGCAGCGACUCGACGGAUCUACCUAGUCAAUCCGCCCCCACCAAGUUGGAGAGUUCAUCGGGCGAGGCCACACAGUCGAUCGCGUACGAGCCGAUGGAGACGGACGAGGAGACUGUCGUAGCGGAACCACCGUCUCAGUCCUUCGAACAUACACAGAGCACGAACGAAGCGUCCCAGUCUUACGAGGCCUCGGCGGAAUCCAAUGUAAACGCGCCGACGCAAUCAUUCAACGAGAUCGUACAGAGUCAGGUCGUGGAGCGACCGAGCGCCGACGAGGCGAUCGACGAUCAGAGCUUCCCCACGCAGAGCUACGAAGUCGACAAGGGCGAGAGCAUGGCGGAGAAUCUGGAAACCGAUGCGGAGAUGAGUCAGGAGGGCAAUAUACCGUCGCAGUCGAACGACGUCGGUGCCGAUGGUAUCGGCACGUCGUCCGUGUCGACAAAUAAUUCCGGAUUGAACGAGGACGAGACAGCGAGUUCGUCCUACGUGCCGGAGACACCCGAGAACCAGGAGCGCGAUCAGGAUCAAGAGAGCGCGAUAAGCACGUCGUCGUACGAGAUACCGCCGUGCGAGGAGCUCAACAUCGCUUCGUCCAGCGUGAUACCGGACACGUCGGUCAGCGCGGAGCAUACCAGCAUCCACGACAACGGCGUCCCGGAGAUUCCGACCUCUUCGUCGUACAACCUGAAUCCCGACAUCACGUCGACCCACCACGUGGACUCUGUGCCUACGUCCAGCUACGAGGGCCAGGUGAUAGUCGAGCAGAACGUAUCGACGUCGUACGAGGUGCCGAUCUCGAUGCCCGGCCUGGAAGAGACCUGCUCGCAAAACUUUGUCACGGAGAGCAGCGACCGUCAUCGGAACGAGCCGUCCAGCUAUUACGCUCACCACCAGGAAGUGACGGCGAGCUACUACGAGUCCGUCGAUCAGGACGCCAACUCACGUUUGGAGGAGGAUCCGCACGAGGAGCAUGUCACGCCCGGUGGCUACUACGAGGGUAAUCCCCAGGAGGUGAGUCAGAGCUACUUCGCCCCGGCCGAGGAGACGCCCAAUUACACCAGUCAUGGCAUCUCGCCCGGCUAUUACGACCCCAACAGACCCGAGAGCGAGGCGAGUCAGAGCUACUACUCCACGGACGAUCUGGACGGCAAGACCGAGCAGUAUCGGGAGCGACCGAGCGAACUCAGACUGAGGCAGCAGGGUGAGGCUACUCCAACGUAUCCCGAGGGGGGAUACCCGGUCGACUAUACUUUGGAGAACUCGCCGAUCGAGAGGCAUGAUCUUGUCGAGAGCUCGGUGCCAGCUACUAGGCCUAUGGACAGGUAAUAUACUGCGCGGGGGGUAGUGGUAACGACACGAGUUUCCACUUGAAAUAGACUGUCGGGCGCGCGCCGCCCGCACACAAACUCUUGAAUCUAUUUUUUAAUGUAAAUAUAACGCGUUAAGUUAAUUAUAGUAAUAUUAAGUAAGCGCUUAGACUUGUAGACUACAGUGAAAUUUCGCGUUAGAUUUUAUCGCUAGGCUCUUAUUAGAUGUACAAUCGAAUGCACUCACGUACAAGCACGCGUGCAUUUAUGCAUACUGAAACGAAAACGAAAAAAAUAAAAUAAAAAACACAAGAGGAAAGAAUUACGAGUGUAAUCGUAGGAUAUGGAUUAUAGGAUUCGAUAUUAUCCAAUACACAGUUUCAUCAAAAUAAUCUUGCAGUCUUCAUUUUAUCGUCAUCGACGUUUGAUAUGUGACGAAGAAAGAGGGAAUGUCCAUACAAUCGCUAAACGAAGGAAAGCAGGCUAUUUAUAUAUAAAGAAUACAUAUAUCAUUAUUCUUUCUUUGGAGUAUCAUAAAGAUUCAUGUCGGAUGAACGAUUGUCGAUUUCCGUCAAUAUUUCUGUCUGUCUGUCUGUUGCUGUGUGAGUGAGUGAAUGAGUGAGUGAGUGAGUGUGUGUGUGUGUGUGUGUGUGCGUGCGUGUAUGUGUGUGUGUCUACAAUGGAGCAAUGGUGAAAAUUGCGCAAUGGUUAUCGCACGAUAAAGAUUUCUUUCGUCGUGUCGUGAUAACGAGUGUAACGGUGGUUAAACCAAUUUCAUACUAUAUCGCGGAUCGCGACAAAGGAAAAGUCAUAACAUCCUAGAAUUUUACCAUUGUUCCGUAAUGUCAUGUAACGUAAGCAGUCGUUCAUUUGUAACAGUUGUAAGAGCUCAUGUGUGGUUGUUUAAAAGAGAACGGAACCGUAACAAGCCUAAUGGAGGUCCUGAUUUUGCUCUGUAAAUCUUCAAUAUUAACCGAGACUGAUAAUGCUCUCGCUUGUUUUAUUCACUCCCUUGCAUCUGUGACAGCCGUUCGGUUUGCUAUGGCUCUGCUGAGAAGCAAAGAGCACAAUAUUUCUGACUAUAUAUUCAUAACGAUGUACACCCUACAACUCGAUGAAAACGCGAGAAACGGGAACUCUUGGUCUGUCGUUUAAAGACUUAACUUUCCCGAAUAAAUUGUGCCUCGCUUUGCUCAAUGUCAACAAUGUAAUUUGUUAAAUAGCGAUUUAUCAAUCGCAAUGUAGAAUGUGCAACGCUCUGAGCGAAACGAGGGUCAUUAUUUAGCUUAUGUUUUAGUUUAUAGUUUAUACACACACACACACACACACACACACACACACACACACACACACGCACACAUACAUGUAUAUGUAUAUACAAAAAUUAAAAUGUGUUUAUUAUUUUACUUAUAUAAAGAAUACCUUGCUAAUGAAGCAAUCGAUGAGAAGAAGACGAGUAAAAGAAGUUGAUUGUUACAAAAUCGUGUUUGAGACGUGCCUAAGUUAAUCUGGAGAACGUUUAUAAACGCGAAGAAAUUGUAAUUGCGUGGUAUGGUAGAAAUAAUUCUUGAGGAUUUUUGUACAAUCUUCAAGCAAGACAGAUUUACCAAAAUGUCAUAACAAAAAUUAUAUUCUUUAUUAUAAUCUCACGUUAUAUAAAAAUAAAUCAAUGUUUUUAUUUCUCGUGGCGUUUUUAAUUAUGGUUACGCGUGUAUAUAUUAUGUUGAUAUUGGGAGAUAAAAAGUGUGUAUUCUCAUGUCAAACUUGUACGAUAUACUGUCAUUACGUGCAUCGCAAAAAAAAACCUGAGAAAACUUCAAGGACGGACUGAAUUGUUAUUGUUCUGUAAUUAGUUUUAAAUUCUUUUGAUAUAUAUGUAUAUUUAUAUGCAAGUGUACGUAUGUAUCAAAGAAGUUACAUUAAAAUUUGUGUAUAUUUGCAGACGCAAGAUUGAAAAGUAUAACUACAUUUUUUUCUAUCAAAAAGUGAAGAGAAAUCUUUCUGAUACAUAUAUAUGAUAAAGUAUGUAUUUGUUGACUUUAUUAAAUUCAUAAAUGGUAUAAAGUGAUACUGACGAAUAGAAUAGCUCUCCUCUGCGUUUCAUGUCGAUAAUAAUCUAAUAUUUUCAACACUAACAAUAUCAUCUAUUUACAUUUAUUUCUAUUGUGUGCACCACAUACACUUGUAAUUAAGAAUAAAAUAAAUAUACGAGUAUUUACAUAA
This is a messenger RNA of Vollenhovia emeryi, 13031 nucleotides long. RefSeq names its product mucin-17-like. NCBI's taxonomy places the organism in Eukaryota, Metazoa, Arthropoda, Insecta, Hymenoptera, Formicidae. The record is from RefSeq and is a predicted model, not a curated record. The transcript is spliced from 4 exons. Bases 1231 to 10827 code for a protein of 3198 amino acids.